AUGGAAGAAAAAACAAGCAUUUACGAGCAUUUUCCUGGAAUGAAUGCAUUCGGACGGUGGCCGGAGCAUGUGCUGCCAUCUCUUGCGAGCGUGGCGAACCAACGCAGAUGCCCCAAUUCCAAAAUGGCUUCCGUGGGGCUCAAUCCCCCGCCUCCGGAGCUUUGCGAGAACGAUCCCAAUUUUGCCGUCAUCUGCAGCUUCUUAGACCAGUUUGGCGAGGCCUGUGGGAUCGACUACCCCGCGAUCGAUGAGCUCAGUUUGAUGCUUCAGGAUACCAAUGAUGUAUCCCCCUUGCUGCUGGACCUACACAUACGUCUGCUGCGGAAGGCGAAGAAGCAGGUGAAGGUGGAGCAAUGGGAGAAGGGUCUCAUCAAGUUCUGCCACAGCUACUGC
Darwinula stevensoni is the source of this 393-nucleotide messenger RNA. The record is from the annotation of a GenBank genome assembly. NCBI's taxonomy places the organism in Eukaryota, Metazoa, Arthropoda, Ostracoda, Podocopida, Darwinulidae.